Molecule: messenger RNA, 1018 nt
Organism: Guillardia theta CCMP2712
Lineage: Eukaryota; Cryptophyceae; Pyrenomonadales; Geminigeraceae
Product: isopentenyl diphosphate isomerase
Exons: 2
Coding region: 11-958 (315 amino acids)
Biological process (GO): isoprenoid biosynthetic process; isopentenyl diphosphate biosynthetic process
Cellular component (GO): cytoplasm
Molecular function (GO): isopentenyl-diphosphate delta-isomerase activity
Source: RefSeq, a predicted model, not a curated record
ACGGGGCCACAUGGCCAGUAGAGCCAUGCUCACUUUUAUCGCCGCCAGCAUGGCAGGGGUGCGAGUGGGAGCAUGGCAGAUGCCGAACUUAGGAUCUAUGGCUACCCAACAAGCUCUCAGGUGCAGACUUGAACAUGCAGGAUCGUUGCGCCCCCUUAUCAACUCCAAGAUGUAUGCUAGAGUCCUACCUCAGCCGACGCCAAAACUUCUUCCUACGAUCCGCUCAUCUUGUGUUGUAAGGAUGAUGAGCAGCUCCACAAAGAUGCAGUACGACCAAGAGCAGCUGAGACUGCUAGACUCUGACGAGUGCAUCAUUGUGAAUGACAAGGACGAGGUUCUUGGGCAUGGCUCAAAGAAGUACUGUCAUUUGAUGGAAAACAUCUCUGCAGGCAAAGCUCUUCACCGUGCAUUCAGUAUCUUUCUAUUCAAUGGCAGAGGCGAGCUACUACUUCAGAAACGAUCCAGUGAUAAGAUUCUCUUUCCGAAUCGCUGGACCAACACGUGUUGCAGCCAUCCCUUGUACAACAGUGAGGAGAUGGAUGAUCCUGCUACUGCUGAUGCCAAGGGCGUAAAGCAAGCAGCUGUACGGAAGCUUGAGCACGAGCUUGGGAUCAGACAGGGGCAAGUGAAAAAGGAGGACCUGUCCUACCUGACUAGAAUCGUUUACAAGGCAGCAGUAGGGGAAGAUGACAAAUGGGGAGAGCAUGAGGUGGACUACAUCUUGGUUGCAAAGGCUGAUGUUGAAUGCGUCUUGAAUCCAAACGAAGUGUCCGAGAUCAAGUAUCUCAACAAGGCAGAGCUGAACGCGCUUCUAGACGCUGAAGAUAAAGGAGAAAUCAUGCUGUCACCCUGGUUCAAAGCCAUCGCACAAAGGUGGCUACCUGUCUGGUGGGAUGCUGUGCUCAAGGAUGAGGUAGAGAAGGUUAAAGACGUCGAGACGAUCCAUAUCUUAAGUUGAGCUUGAGCUGCUGCAGCUUUGAUGUAAUUUAUUUGAUGAAAAUCAAACAGCAGAAAUUUC